This is a messenger RNA of Coffea eugenioides, 1911 nucleotides long. RefSeq lists its product as uncharacterized. The transcript has 5 exons. Bases 136 to 1668 code for a protein of 510 amino acids. The record is from RefSeq and is a predicted model, not a curated record. Lineage: Eukaryota; Viridiplantae; Streptophyta; Magnoliopsida; Gentianales; Rubiaceae.
UUCUCUACAGCACCUAGGGUUUCAACAUUACCGUUAAACCCCAAACUCUAAAUUUCCAAUCUCUUCUUCCUCUAUCAAAUUCGCAGAAAUCAACCGGUAACCCACUCAAUUUUAUGCCAUUUCAAUCAAAAAAUUAUGCUUACAAUGGACUCACAGUUAGAAAACCAUGAGCCCAUGUUAAGAGAAUCGAUCAAGCACUUUUUAGCCUCAUACAGAAAUGGAAACUCUGAUUUCUCCCCUUUCGAGGCGAUUUUCUUCCGUUUAAUCCAAAAAAUGCUCGACCCACCUCUUGAAAUUACUUGGUUUUACUCUGCAGUCACUUUUCACAGCUCAAAAGAAUCAACUACCCCAGAUAGCACUUCCAACAGAAUGAUGUUACUAGUUAAAGAUUUGUUUCAGUUGUUAGUUUCGUCUUCCAGUUUGAGUAAUGGGUGGAAAAGAACUGCAUUGCUCGCGCCGGUUGUUUUCCGAUUGUAUGAUAUAGUUCGUGAUUCGUUGACAAAUGGUUUCCCUUUGAGGGAAGAAAUUGAGGAUUUGUUGGAAAAAAUAGUUAGUUAUAUUAGUGUUUGUUGUUGUCAUGAUGUUGAAAAAGGAAAUUAUUCUGAUCUUCCGAUGGUCUGUUUUGAGGAUUUGGUCAGGGUUUGGACUGUUGAUCGGGUGGAUGAGGGUUGCGAUUACAGAGACAAUCUAAGGGUGUUUUUUCCAGUUUUGAGCGAUGAGGUUCGUGGAGGGGUUGAUAGAAGAAGUGGGAUUGAAUGUUUGGCUGGGAUUGUCCUUUGUGAGGUGUUUUGGUUGAGGUUGUGCUUGAAAUUCAAUCAGGGAAUUAGGCGAGACGAGCUAGAGAUGGAUAUGCGGAACUGGGUAGUUCAGACUAUCAAUGGCUUUGAGAACAUUUACUUUUUGGAUAUGCUUCUUAGAAUGCUGUUGGAGCCAAGCUUGCCAAUCGCUAACUUACUGAGUUCUGAUGAUGCAAUGUCUCUGAUGAAGGUUCUUUAUGAUGCUGUCUUAAUUGUUGACUAUUCAUGUCUCAAUUCUCGUGGAUGGAUGCAGCUGUGUGACAAUCAGUUUGGAAACUUGGCUUUGAUGUGGUUAUUAGUUGCUGAUGAUGCUGUACAGUUUGCUAGGGAUAUAUGUGACCACAGCAGGGCUCUUUCCUAUGUCAAUUCCUUCAAUGAAUCUCAUUUAUCUAAUCAGUUGAUUAAAUGGAUCUCUAAUCAAGCUUGCAUGGAGGAUGGAUUGACACAUGAUAUUGGCACUCCCAGAGAUCUCAUCAGGUGGCUGUUAGUUCUUGAAGAUCAAGGACUUGGAGUUUUCUAUCACAAUCUGUCAAGGUUCCUAACUAAAACAAAACUUGAGACUAUAAUUACUUGGAAAAGCAUCUUGAGUUGCUCUGGGAAUCUCGGAAAAAGGGAAUAUAAAGUCAAUAUGGAUGAGGAGAUGGCUGAUCCCUCUUGCCGUGCAGAUCCAGCUUCCAUAGUCACACACGAAGCAUCAAUAGAGGGCACAAGAAAACGCAAAGAUGGAAUGAGAGAAGAAGUUGAAACAAGGGUUAAGCAUGUCAAGUAUAACCUUCAUGAAACCUCAAUUUACAAAGAUAAAUUUGGAAGUGGAGUAGACAUGUGUAAUCCAGUCUGUGAUGAAGAUAUGGAGGUUAUGGUUACAGGAUAAUUAGAAUCCACUGAGGCAGGACUUUGUGGAGUCCAGAAGAUACUCAAAAUGUCGAGGAUACAUUUUUUGGCUACACCAAGAAGGUAUCUCCUCCCCAUCCCUUCUUUUGGGACUGGCAGAUGUAGUAUACUACCACGGCUCUCUGCCUGCUGGCUUUAAAGUGACGAUAGAGUUAAAAACAUGCAUAUUGUAUCAAGUGUUGUCCAACUCAAUGCGAAGAGAAACUUUUGUGGCUGUAACAGU